This is a messenger RNA of Vollenhovia emeryi, 1779 nucleotides long. RefSeq names its product putative serine protease K12H4.7. The coding region runs from base 98 to 1543 and encodes 481 amino acids. The record is from RefSeq and is a predicted model, not a curated record. Gene Ontology annotation, biological process: proteolysis. Lineage: Eukaryota; Metazoa; Arthropoda; Insecta; Hymenoptera; Formicidae. The transcript has 10 exons. Gene Ontology annotation, molecular function: serine-type exopeptidase activity; dipeptidyl-peptidase activity.
AAUAGCAAACUUUAAUCAGUCACGUUUUAACGUGUAUCUAGUGCGCUUUGAAAGAUAAACGAAUUCUCUGCUGUGCAAUUGCAAAGAGGCACGGAUCAUGAUUGCACUAAACAUAUUGCUUGUUUUGUGCUCGGUCCAUCCCCUCGUUAAUGGGGUGGGUUUUCGCGGAUUCACUUUUCAAGGUUUGGAGGAACCGAGGUCGCUUGAUAAAGAUGCAGACAAGAAUAUAACUGAUGGUUGGAUCACCCAACCCCUCGAUCACUUCAACCAUCGCGACAAUCGUACUUGGUCGAUGCGGUACAAAGAAAAUUCUGCGUUUCUGAAGAAAGAUGGUCCUAUUCUAGUUAUGAUCGGCGGGGAAUGGGAGAUAACGAACGGGUUUCUGCAAACUGGAUUGAUGUACGAAAUCGGCGUGAAACAUCGCGGCUUGAUGUAUUACACCGAACAUCGAUUCUACGGACAGAGCAGGCCAACGAAAGACACUAGCACGGAGAACUUGCAGUACUUGAACGCUGAUCAGGCGCUCGCCGAUCUUGCUUAUUUCAUCGAGACGAAAAAGAAAGAAAAGAACAUGGAAAAGAGUGUCGUAAUAGUGGUCGGUGGUUCUUACGCUGGAAACAUGGCAGCGUGGGCACGUCUCAAGUACCCUCAUCUCAUCCAAGGUGCCUUAGCCAGCAGCGCUCCGAUUCAGGCGAAGGCUGAUUUCUACGAAUACUACGAGGUUGUGACGACAUCGCUUGGCAGACAGAGUGCAAAUUGCGUUGAGGAUGUUAAAACUGCAUUCGCCUCGGUAGAGGAAUUAUUGGCCACGCAAGACGGGCCCGAUAAGCUUAAACUCCUUUUCAACUUGUGCGAUGCGCCCGACGUAAAGUCUCCUAGUGAUCUUGGUUACUUCAUGAAUACGUUGGCGGAGGUGUUCGCCGGAAUCGUUCAAUAUGAUACCGUAGAGAACGGUGAAACAAAAAUUGCGGCGUUGUGUAAUAAAAUGACGGCGGCGCAUUUAGGCAGUCCCCUGCAGAGACUGGCGCACGUCUUCUCGACUCAGGACAAGUGUCAGGAUGUAAGUUACAUUAAUUUCGUGAAGAAAUACCGAGAGACUUCAUGGGAAUCGGCGGCAGCCAAGAGCAUCAUGAGACAAUGGUAUCAUCAGACUUGCAAGGAAUACGGUUACUAUCAGACGACGAGCUCAGAUAAAUCAGUCUUUGGAACGCUGUUCCCGUUAGAUUAUUACAUCAAUCUGUGUAUCGACCUGUAUGGCGACUAUUAUAAUGAAAAGAUAUUAGGUACACGGGUAAGAAGGACGAAUAUAAUGUACGGAGGAAAGCUACCGGAUUUACGAAACGUUAUUUUCACGAACGGCGAUCUCGAUCCGUGGCAUCCGUUGUCGGUGAUUGACGAACUAAACGCUUCUUCACCUGUUAUUUUUAUGAAAGGAGUUUCGCACUGCCGUGACAUGCUUAGCGACGUAGACACGGAUGGGGAUAAUUUGAAGGAAGCCCGAGCGAGAGUUCGUGACAUAAUUGGCAAAUGGAUUUCCUCAUAAAAGUCCCUGUCGAGUUUUUUUUUCGCGAGUAUGUUUGUUGACGAAUUGUCGAAGAGGACGAAUAGAUGGAACGUUUUUUCCUGUUUAUUAAUUGUGAGGCAUUAACAAAAAUAUUAUAUACAACGCUUGAUAUAUGUCCACAGUGCAGUAGAUAAUACACAUCGGUUAUGCUGCAUUCCGUAUUGUUACUUACGUGUAUAUACGUAAUACAAAAAUAAAAUUACAUCCUCAUAAUA